Messenger RNA from Candidula unifasciata, 943 nucleotides. NCBI's taxonomy places the organism in Eukaryota, Metazoa, Mollusca, Gastropoda, Stylommatophora, Geomitridae. The record is from the annotation of a GenBank genome assembly.
GUAUCUUGGAAUCGCUUCGCUGGCUGGAUCUCUCGGCGACAACACAUGUAACGAAGUGCCUGGAUUAGUUCACGAGCAGCUACAAGUGUGCAAGGAUAACCCGCAGUCCUUGUUGUGCAUCAGUGAGGGCGCUAGACGUGGCAUUCUUGAGUGCCAGAGUCAGUUUCGCUUUGAGCGGUGGAAUUGUACCGCCGAGAGAAACUAUACUGUGUUUGGGUCGGUGCUGAAAAAAGACACUAGGACAGACUGUUCGUGCGAUAUGUCCAGGCAAGACACUGGGACAGACUGCUCGUGCGAUAUGUCCAGAUACGGAGAGGCAGACGUGGAUGGAUGGAAGUGGGGUGGAUGUAGUGACAACGUCAACUACGGUCUCUGGUUCAGCCGCACUUUUGUUGACGCCCCAGAGACCAGAACGACGUCGACCAGUGGCAACGUCAGGAGUCUCAUGAAUCUGCACAACAAUGAAGUGGGUCGACAGGCAGUAGAAACUUUGAUGUCCCGUCGAUGCAGAUGUCAUGGAGUUUCCGGUUCAUGCGCAGUCAAGACUUGCUGGCGGGGACUUCCGCCAUUCAGGGAUGUUGGUGAAUACCUCAAAAACAGUUAUGAAAGGUCUGUUAGGUUAGCUGGCCGCUCCAAGAGAAAACUACGUCGAAAGGAGCAGUCCAAACGACUUGAACCAAUCUCCUACAACGAGUUAGUACAUUUAAGCAAGUCGCCCAACUACUGCAACAAUAACCCUCAACGUGGGAUCCAUGGAACCGUAGGUCGAAUCUGCAAUCGGACGGCUCAAGGAGCAGAAAGCUGUGACCUUCUGUGCUGUGGGCGCGGCUACAACACUCAGGUGGUCAGAAACGUGGAGAGGUGUCACUGCAAGUUCCACUGGUGUUGUUUUGUUGAAUGCAAGACCUGCGAAACGCUAGUGGAUGUACACACGUGUAAAUAG